Molecule: messenger RNA, 2163 nt
Organism: Cladocopium goreaui
Lineage: Eukaryota; Dinophyceae; Suessiales; Symbiodiniaceae
Source: the annotation of a GenBank genome assembly
CAUUCGCCGGUGCCUCGCCAUGAGUCGCGCCUCCUCCUCCAGCGCCUCCGUCUCUCGCAGCGCGAGUCGUCGAAGCCGGAGCCGACCAAGGCAUGAUCGGCCCAUUUGCUUCAAGAUGGAGCAGCGCUUUAGAGCCUUAAAGUUUGCGGAGAUCCGAGACUCCCUGCGAGCUGCGCUGAGAGCAAGAGCCACGGGCAUGGCAGAGAUCUCCUACUCCAAACAGGAUUGUAAACUCACUCCUCCUGAUGGAUCUUGGCCUCGUUCACCGGAGGACGGCGACGGUCCAGAGGAGGAUGCUUUGAAAGGGAGUGAAGGUGAAGCAGGGCCACAUGCAGAGUUCCUGGUGCUUAGAGCCUUGGGUGGUGCCAGCAGCGAACAGAUCACUCAGCUGUGCCGACGGCUGCUGGAGCAGGACUAUGCCAUGGUCUUCUUGUCCUCCAAGGAUCCAACGGCCCUGUACAUGGUGGGUUUCAGUAGCCAAAGCCAGCAGAUCGCCGAAGUUCUGCUCCAAGAAGGGCACGGCAUCCGUCCUGGAAAUGAGGUCUGUGGUGGGCCCGCUGCUACGGUUCUUGCAGCUGCGGGCCUCAGCAGCUUGGGAGAGCUGCACCUUUCGGGGAGCUUCAAACCCCAAGACCUGGAGCGCUUUGCGGGCGCAUGGGCGGAACUUGAGGAGAGUGCACCUGAGGCAGGUGAAGGAGGUGAUCGCGCGGAGAGCUUGCGUUUCAUCCUGCAACGAGCGAGGCGUCUUCGCUUCGUGAGUCGUCAUGGCUUGUUCGCGGAGGUGCAUUUCCUGGGCGAUCUGCGGUACCGGGCGGUGGCGGGCUCCUUUACCUUCCGGGAGGAGAAGUGCUGGGCGGAUACCACCGAGGCAUCCGCGGGCGUCAAAGUGAGCGCCGUGCGGAGGAUCGCAGUGGAUACAGAGCCCAUGCGGGCACCUUCAGAUUGCCAUCAGCCUGUGUCUGAAGUCUGUGACGAUGAGCUGCACGAUGUCACAGAAGGAGUUUCUUGGCGUCGCAUCGCCAAUCCCACGGAGACGCCCAUCGCGGCGGCCGAGUUGUUGAUGGAACAGGCGCAGGGCCCCGGUUCCAAGACACCUGUCUUCGGAUUGAGAGCCGGAGUAUGGAUUGUGUGCGGCGAGGCUUCCUUGCAAGUCUUGGGCCCGCCACGCGGCGAGGGGUUGAUCGGCGGCACCAUGUGUCAAAGCAUGGAGCAGCUUCAUUUGAUGGAACACCCGGAAGCCCUCAGUGAUGAGUUGCAGAAUCGCUAUGAGGGCUCCACGGCGUUGGUCACCGUCAAAGGCUGCAUCACCCGGGACCGCGGUGUCGGAGCUGCGGCCAACGCCAAGGGGUCGCUUCUGUGCGGAUCAACUCCCAAGUCUGAGAUUGGCUUCAAAACGGCCAGCAUCCUGUACAGCACUGGGUUGAUGACGAAGGGGGGCAGCAUUACCCUGGAAAGUCCAUCGGGAUCUUUCACCCAAGUUUGGCGCAUUCGCGAACUGGAGGACAAUCCCUUUGACAGCCCCGAGUUGCGUGCUGCGCGAAAGAUUCCAACAGGCGGUCGCUUAACUUCCCCAACAGCGGCGGUGGUGCGAGUGGCAUCCUCCAUGGCCCCAAAGGGCAAGGGCAAGGGCAAGUCUGGUCGAGGCGGCAAAGGUCGUCCCGGACGAGCCAUCGCGGCAUCACUACCUGUGACGAGUGUGGCUUUUGCGCGUGCGCCGAUAGGAACCGUCUAUGGCGCCCCACGGGCUUUGACAGUCUAUGGAGGUCCAAGUGUUUCGGCACCACCGCCGAGGCUUGGGAGCCGUCCACCUGGUAGACCUGUGUCCAGCUUGCAGAAGGUGGAGCGUCCUUCCAAGGGCUCCAAAGGCUCCAAAGGCUCCAAAGGCAAGGGCAAAGGCGACGGUCGCAUCAUCCUGAGCUCUGCCAAUGCCACGCCGCGGCGACGGAGUCGUAGUGCCCAGAGACGGGAGACUCCAGGUAGCUACCGAACGAACGCCCAGAGAGACAACGCGAGUUCCGCCCGGGGCCGGAGCCGGAGCCACACAUACGGCCACGGCGGCCAUGGCGGCCAUGGCGGCAGCGGCCACGGCAGCCACUCGAGGCGCUCGAGGAGUCGUCGGCGUGGAAGGUGAAGCCUUGACUCCGGUGGAAACAGUUGAAAAAA